AUGGGUCGACCAUUCAAGCACUACCUCCAAGGCGCCCGUAUCUACAGCUGUAGCAAUUGUCGUAGCCAUGCUGCGGACCACGACGAGAUUAUAUCAAAAUCUUUCCAGGGACGACACGGCAGGGCGUACCUUUUCUCAAACGUAGUGAAUGUUAUGGUAGGUCCCAAGGAAGACAGGCUGCUCAUCACGGGACUGCACACAGUGGCUGAUAUUUACUGCGCUGAGUGCCAUGAGGUCCUCGGGUGGAAGUACGAGAAGGCCUACGAGGACUUGCAGAAGUAUAAGGAAGGAAAAUUCAUAUUGGAGAAGGCCAAGCUGCUGAAAGAGAACUGUAAGGAGGCGAUUCUCCCGAAUUGUAAAAGGGUUUUACUUGAAUUGGAUAAUUUCACAGACGACGUAGCUCCUUCAUAUUAUUGUGUGUAA
This is a messenger RNA of Closterium sp. Naga37s-1, 423 nucleotides long. The record is from the annotation of a GenBank genome assembly. NCBI's taxonomy places the organism in Eukaryota, Viridiplantae, Streptophyta, Zygnematophyceae, Desmidiales, Closteriaceae.